This is a messenger RNA of Candidula unifasciata, 2043 nucleotides long. Lineage: Eukaryota; Metazoa; Mollusca; Gastropoda; Stylommatophora; Geomitridae. The record is from the annotation of a GenBank genome assembly.
AUGCGCUAUGAAACAAUGAACCCAUCUCCAACAUAUCCCUUGGUACCAGGUCUACUUCCAGGACACAUCUCCUCCCACGCCAUAAACUCCUACCCGAACCAUGGACACAAACAGCCAUUUCUGCUAACCAACGUUACUCCGCCACGUUUUCGCUUCACCGGCGCCAUUUGUGAAAAUUCAGGGGCAGUCACUCUUAACCCAUAUAUUUCACACCCAGAGUUACGUACAUUUCAAGGGUAUGACGUCAAAACAAAUUUUCUCAGGGGCUAUUCUAAUUUAUAUCCACAAGAUGUGCUGAAUAUUCCACGUGGCGACAUGGGACGGGAGAAUAUGUCCAUUGCUGAAUGUGACAUAAUGUUAUCCUUGCAUAGACAACGAUAUCAGGCAAGAACAGUGAAGGAAGAGACAACACGUUUCUCUGAUUAUGCUAACAAAAUGGAUAAUAAACACGUGGCUGUAUAUAACUCGUCAACGCGUAGUUGUAGUACUAAUGAGGAUGUUGCUAGUUCACAUGAUGCGCCAAGCAGCCCUGAGAAAGAUCAUUCGCUACCGUCAGUUACUCCAGAGAUGUCUUCUAACAGAACAUAUGAUACAGACAAUAAAGAGAAGAAGAUUAAAACAGAAAUGUUCGGUUUUGAAGUUAGCGACGGGAAUAAAGAUAAAGGGGAAUAUAGAGAAAAUGCAGAAAUUCGCCAAGAAAUGGAUGACACUGACAAUUGUUGUUCACAUUCCAAUGGCAGCAUGUCAGUCUCAAAUACCAACAGCACAGUGUGCGAUGACAGUUGUGAUAACCGCGGCGACGACGAGUUUCUUCGUGUCGACUCGCCUUCCUCAUCGUACAACGGCGAUGAACCCAACUCGACAUUGUCACCUCAUUCUUCGUACAGCGAUGACGAUCACCCAUUUGGAGACAACGAUAUUAUGACCAGCUGUGGCGAUGAUGAUAUCAGUGAUGAAAAUUGUGAUAAAAUUGUCGAUGUGUCAUCGAAACACUACGAUAUCCACGAAGACGAUAACUUUUCGGAUAAGGCGUCCGAGAAUACAAACAGUUCCUCUUCUGGAAAAUCUUCGGAUAAGAGAAAGUCUAGUCAGGUCAAACCGCCAUAUUCUUACAUUGCCCUGAUCACAAUGUCGAUCCUGCAGUCGCCAAGAAAGCGCUUGACUUUGUCCGGAAUCUGCGAGUUCAUCAUGAAUCGCUUCCCAUAUUUCCGCGAGAAAUUCCCCGCCUGGCAAAACAGCAUCCGCCAUAAUUUGUCCCUCAAUGACUGCUUCGUGAAAAUUCCCCGUGAACCUGGAAACCCCGGCAAGGGGAAUUACUGGACACUAGAUCCGGCUAGCGAGGAUAUGUUCGACAAUGGAAGCUUCCUUAGAAGAAGAAAGCGCUACAAAAGAUCAUCCAACUUCGAGAUGAUGGGUCAGAUUCCAGGAGUUAUGUCCGCUGCCGAUUCAUAUUUACAGCGUCAUGGAUACUUAGAACGUCAUGCAAGUCAGUACGGGGCUUUUCAUGCGGUACCUGGAUCUCUUGGCUACCCUUACGUAUCACCUGCUAUGUCCCAACCGUUAGUCAUGAUGCAAAGGGAUUAUUAUACACGACAUAAUUCUCACCAUCUUCCUGAUCCCCAAAACUUUAACUUUCCUCUGGGACCAGCCAGCGUUCAUGAGUUACCCUCGAAUUUCCUCGGCGCUCUCAGUUUACAUAAACAUUCCGAAAGACAUCUUCAGCUGGAGAAAAGGGACGCAACGGAUAUUAGUGCGAUUUCCCAGAGGAAAGUGAUAACAUCUACGCCAUCACCACCUCAACAUCCAUUAACUACACAGUCAUCUUUACCAUCAUCAGCAUCAUCGCCAUCAACCAAACCAUCUGUGUCCCAACAGUCUAAAAAUAAGAAAGACUUUACAAUAGAUAACAUUAUCGGUACAGCGUCGUCGUCACCAUCCUCGGCGUCAACUUCCUCUCCUGCAGCGAUUACCCCUGAAUCUAGUUCAUAUAGUACACCAUCAUCUUUACUGACCUCAUCCCUGCCAACAUCCUCCUCACCAUUC